This is a messenger RNA of Quercus lobata, 1713 nucleotides long. Its product is annotated as signal transducer and activator of transcription C-like. Lineage: Eukaryota; Viridiplantae; Streptophyta; Magnoliopsida; Fagales; Fagaceae. Bases 70 to 1713 code for a protein of 547 amino acids. The transcript has a single exon. The record is from RefSeq and is a predicted model, not a curated record.
ACUAGCUAGCCCUUUUCACCAUCCUUGCCAACCCUGAAUUUCCUUUCCUUCUCUCUCUCACUUCCAACCAUGUCGAUGCACUUCAAUUCUUCCCAGUCUAACCAAAUUGGUUUAGGCUUUCAAAACAAUUCCAUUGAUCAUGGCCAAAUGUUUUCACAACAAUCGAAUUUUGGCCUCAAUAACCGUGUGCAGCAAGGUGGUGGACUCUUUAGCUCUCAUCAGCUAAUGGGUGGUACCAAUAAUGCUAAUAACCCCUCCAUUGGGCUUCACCAAAACCGUGAGUUCACUUCCUAUGUGAACCAGCCGAGUGCUCCUGGUCUAGGCCAACUUGGUCUGGGUCAAAAUGAAACGGUUCCCCAUGUGAAUCGGCCUAGUACUAAUUGCAUAGGCCAACUGGGUCAUGGCCAACUUGGUCUGGGUCAACAUGAGAUGAUUUCUCAUGUGAAUCAGCCAAGUACUAAUGGUCUAGGCCAACUGGGUUUUGGCCAACUUGGUCUAUGUCCAACAGUGACUGAAGUGAGAAGAACCUAUGUGACACCACAAAGGGUACAAGUCCAUAGUGUUGUUGACUAUUUUCCAGUCCAAAACCAAGCUCCUUUUGUUCAUCAAUCUGAGAUGAGUAUCACUGAGUAUAGGACAACUCAACUUCUCACUGCAAACUCAACUAGGGAUCAUUUUUUCAGCCCUCCAAAUCCAAAUGAUCAAAUCCACAUCCAAGGUCAACAACCCAACAGCUUCCAAAGCCUGAAUUGUUUGCCUAUGUCCAAGCAGCAGCAGGUGAAUCAUCCAUUGAUCACUGAGAGGGACCCUCAGGGUAAUCAUUUUCGAAACCCUUUUCAAUACCAACACCCCAGUUAUUAUCAAAGUUAUAGUCAGAAAUUUAACCAAUACCAAAACCCUAGCUUCAAUAAUCCUAGCCUUAUGCAAAACCAACCAGUUUUUGGUAGCAAUGUGCAAAACCAAUUCUAUAUCCCUUGUUAUAAUUUUCAAAACCAACCAAGGAAAGCUACACUCCAGCUUAUUGAAGAAGAUGAACAUUCUGAUCAUAAGGGCAAAGUCAAAGAGGUUCUUGAUGCUGAACCACUGAAUUCAUAUGUGCCAAACACAAUGGAUCAAGAUCCUAAGGAAAACCAACCACCAAAUCAUACCAUUUCACAAAACCAGUCAGUUGAUACAACAAAUGCUGCUUCUGAUGAUUCCGAUGAUGGUGAUGAUAAUGAAACUGAAGAUGACGGCCGCAUUCAUAGCCUCCCUUGCAAGAAAUAUGGUCCAUACACAUGCCCAAAAUGCAAGUCUGUGUUCCAUACAUCACAACUAUUUGCAGCUCACGUGGGAACUCAUUACAAGGAUGAAAGUAGGGCUGAGAAGAGAAGAAGACAAAUAGCCAAAUACAGGAAGAAAAAUCUGCGUCUUGUCCAGGUAGGUGAUGCACUUACUGUAGUGCCUGUGUCCUUCGAUUUACCACCAAAGAAAAAUCGUCCCAAGCAAAAGAAUGUGCCUAAGAAAGCAAAAAAGGAUUCCGAGGAGGUUGAAGAUGAGGAUGCAAAAGUGGAUUCCGUGGAGGAUGAAGAGAAAGAUGCAACAAUGGCUUCUAAGGAGGUUGAAGAGAAAGACAAGGCUGAGAUGCAAGAACAAGCUGCACUUCCAGCAUUACCAGACAAGAAGGCCAUAAUUGCUGUUGUAAAGGAUGAGCCUUUGGAGCUGAUGGAUUAA